This is a messenger RNA of Notechis scutatus (mainland tiger snake), 876 nucleotides long. RefSeq names its product T cell leukemia homeobox 3 (gene TLX3). Gene Ontology annotation, molecular function: RNA polymerase II cis-regulatory region sequence-specific DNA binding; DNA-binding transcription factor activity, RNA polymerase II-specific. The record is from RefSeq and is a predicted model, not a curated record. Gene Ontology annotation, biological process: animal organ development; regulation of transcription by RNA polymerase II. Gene Ontology annotation, cellular component: nucleus. NCBI's taxonomy places the organism in Eukaryota, Metazoa, Chordata, Lepidosauria, Squamata, Elapidae.
AUGGAUCAGCCAACGAACACGCAGACACCGCAUCAACACGAGCCCAUCAGCUUCGGGAUUGAUCAGAUUUUAAAUAGUUCUGAUCAGGAGACCCCUUCCCAGCCCGCCCCCCGAGGAUCAGACGGCGGCACCAAUUACCUGGGCAGCCCCGUGAGCAGCAGAAGCGGCGGCCCGUACCCUUCCCUCCCCGGCGCCUUUGCUGGCAUCGGGGCUCCCUUCGAAGACUCUGGAUCUUACAGUGUGAAUCUCAGCUUGGCUCCAUCUGGCGUGAUCCGGGUGCCAGCGCACAGACCCAUCCCUGGGGCAGUGCCACCUCCAAUUUCCAGUGCCAUCCCAGCCAUGCCAGCUGUACCCAGCCUUGGCAGCCUCAACUUCCCUUGGAUGGAGAGCAGCAGGCGGUUCGUCAAAGACAGAUUCACAGCAGCGGCGGCGCUCACGCCUUUCACGGUGACGCGGAGGAUCGGGCACCCCUACCAGAACCGCACUCCGCCCAAGCGCAAGAAGCCGCGCACCUCCUUCUCUCGGGUGCAGAUCUGCGAGCUGGAAAAACGGUUCCACCGGCAAAAGUACCUGGCCUCGGCCGAGAGGGCGGCGCUCGCCAAGUCGCUCAAGAUGACCGACGCCCAAGUCAAGACCUGGUUUCAGAACCGCAGGACCAAGUGGCGGAGGCAGACGGCGGAGGAGCGGGAAGCCGAGCGGCAACAGGCGAGCCGGCUGAUGCUGCAACUUCAGCACGACGCCUUCCAGAAGUCGCUGAACGAGUCCAUCCAGCCCGACCCGCUUUGUCUGCACAACUCCUCGCUCUUCGCGCUCCAGAACCUCCAGCCUUGGGAAGAGGAAGCCGCCAAGAUCCCCCCCGUCACUUCCUUGGUGUAA